Messenger RNA from Labeo rohita (rohu), 4082 nucleotides. RefSeq names its product complement component 6 (gene c6.2). Gene Ontology annotation, molecular function: protein binding. NCBI's taxonomy places the organism in Eukaryota, Metazoa, Chordata, Actinopteri, Cypriniformes, Cyprinidae. The transcript has 23 exons. Gene Ontology annotation, cellular component: membrane attack complex. Gene Ontology annotation, biological process: immune response. Bases 179 to 3814 code for a protein of 1211 amino acids. The record is from RefSeq and is a predicted model, not a curated record.
GGCCCUCGACAGGGGUGAAGGUGACUCGCCUGUUGGUGCGGGAGAUGCAGAGGAAGCGUCACAUCGUUCUAAUCAUCGUAACAGCCCGCAUUCAAGAAUCGACCUCACCCUCUCAUCGAGGACAGGCGGAUUAAAGACAUUUUCUCAGUGAGGUGGUUUUAUUCGUGGAUGCGUAUGCAUGUGUUCUGCACCGAACGGGCGAAAGAACCGCCCCAGAUCCGCAGCCAACAUUUUUCAAAUCGGCAAGUCUUCGCUGAGGGAUCCAGAGCGCCGGGAGAGCACCGAGAGCACACGGAGAGCUCAGCGGGCGAUGGAUGACUGUAGAACGACCGUUCAGGAGUUCAACACUCUUGUGGCUCUCCAUCGUGAGCAGGUCAUCUCCAUAGGGGAGAAUACAAUCGACUGUCCUUCUUUAAGGGCACAGAUGCACAAGACUCGCAUCAAAGGAUGCGCCGUAGCCCAGGUCGCCUAUCAAAACCUCAUCGCAAUCUCUGGGCCAGAGGAUGGUGAAAUCCACCCAGAAAUAUGCAGAUUGUUCAUCCAGCUUCAGUGCUGCCUGGAGAUGUACAUUACAGAGAUGCUCAAAUCUAUGUGUCUGUUGGGUGUUCUGCAGCUCCAUAGGAAAGGAAACGAUGUGUGUCCUGAGUCAAACAUGGACUGCAAGGUGGACGAAAGCUCUGAUGUGCCGAUGCUGGAAGAUCGGUCGUCGUCACCUGUAGAUUUUCCGCAGGAAUCCUGGGUCGUGUGCACGGACAUUGAGAACAUAGAGAGUGAUAUGCGAGAAAUGAGAAACCUUCUAAGCAAACUCAGGGAGACAAUGCCUUUGCCACUGAAAAAUCAAGAUGACAGCAGUCUGCUAAAUCUGACUCCUUAUCCACUGGUGAGGCAGAGGAAGAGACGAUUCUCCGGGCUUUGCUGCCUUGUGUCUGGUAUACUUAUAUUGCAGCUGGACAAAGAAACUAAAAUUACAAAUGAUACUGUCAAGUUCCAACAGGCUUUCUUCUCUAUGGCUCGUGCUACCAUUCCACUUGUCUUACUAUGCACACUGGCUUCGUUUACCCCCAUUAUGGGAUGUUUCUGUGACCACUACCUGUGGAGUUCAUGGUCACAUUGCACCAAAACCUGUGAUUCUGGUACCCAAAGACGUACAAGGGCUGUAAACUAUGAUGACCACUGGUACAAAAACAAUUGUUUUCAGCUGUGUCAGACAGAUGAGUCUAGAGCGUGUAAUAUUGAGGCCUGUCCCAUACACUGUCAGCUGACUGAGUUUGGACCCUGGUCAGAGUGCUCGCCGUGUGCCAAAAAAUCAUUCAGAAUAAGGUCUGUUUUGAGACCGGCUCAGUUUGGUGGGGAUGAGUGUAGUCCAUCUCUUACGGAGGAAAGAGCCUGUCAUCCAUCCAAGGAAUGUGGGAUUGAGCCUGUCAACUGCAAAGACAAGUUCACCUGUGAUAGUGGAAGAUGUAUAAAUGCUGCUCUGCAGUGUAACAAGCAGAAUGACUGUGGGGACAACUCUGACGAGAGAGACUGUGGCCAAACAAAAAGCGUGUGUGCGAGUGAAAGGAGAUUUGCUUUCAUUCCCGGUGCAGACCUGACUGGUUAUGGAUAUGAUGCUGCGGCAGAGCAGAUGAGAGGUGCUGUUCUGGACAACUCAUUCAUGGGGGGUGAAUGCAUUCUACAAAGACUUAAGAGAAACUACUACAGAAUCCCUGCCAACAUUGAGAGAUAUGAAAUCAAGGUAGAAAACCUUGAGGAUUUUCAAGAUAAAGGCAUCGAAUCCCAUAAAGUCGACCUGGCCGAAGAUUUAGGUCAUUCAUAUGUCAAAGAGACAGUGAAAGCAUCUCAACAAAAGGCAAGGGAUCUCAAACUUAAAACUACAAAGCUCUGUGUCUUUCUGGCCAUUAUUCAGAUCUUUUUUGUCAUUUUUGUGCAGGACUCUGAGUUUUACAGGGUGCGUCGGGUUGUUGCUACAUCAACAUUCAGAAUGAAGCCUACUGACCUCUACUUAGCAGACCAGUUCCUUAAGUUUCUGAACAGUCUGCCACUGGAAUACAACUAUGCCCUUUACAGACAGAUCUUCCAGCUGUUUGGGACACAUUAUUUCAGCUCUGGGACAUUAGGGGGGAAGUAUGACCUCCUUUUCCAAUAUGAUCGAGAAGAACUGAAAACCUACGGACUGACAGAGGAAGAAACGAGUAGUUGCUUUAGCAAGGAUUCCAGCAUCUUUGCUAUUAUCUAUAACAGAGAAUCACAUAGUUCCACAUGUGGGAGAAAUACAUUAAAAACCAAAUAUGAAGGGUCAAUUGUAAAAGCAGCAGAAAAGUGUAUCACAUCAGUGCAAGGAGGCAGAGCUGAAUUUACAGCAGCCCUGGCCUGGGAGAAGAAGGGUGUAUCGCCAGACAGCACCACAUACCAGAAUUGGAUCAAAUCUACAAUAGACAAUCCAACUGUUAUAGAUUUUGAGCUUUUGCCUUUAGUGAAUUUGGUGCGGGGCUUCCCUUGCGCUGUGACGAAGAGAAGGCAUCUUAAUAAGGCGCUGGAAGAGUAUCAGACCGAAUUUGAUUCCUGCAAAUGUGCCCCCUGCCCAAAUAAUGCUCGGCCUGCUCUUUCUGGAACAGAGUGCAUUUGUAUUUGCCGGACCGGGACCUAUGGACAAAACUGCGAGAAACGAGCCCGGGACUAUACUUCAGGUGAAGUUGAUGGGCGCUGGAGUUGCUGGAGCUCUUGGAGUACUUGUGACGCCACCUUGAAGAAGCAUCGCUCACGUACUUGUAACAACCCUGCACCGCAGCGAGGCGGCAGAACCUGCCAAGGCCCUGAGAAACAGGUGGAGGAGUGUACCAUUUCUAUUUUCCAGACACAAAAUGUGUGCAUUAAUGAUGAUGACUUUGAGGCUGAAGGGUCCCGUGAGAGCCAGUUGCCCCCUGGAGCUUCUGGCUGUGCAAAACCCCGUCCACCUGCCAACAGCCACCUGAGGAUCAACAAACGUCAAUACGAUUACGGAGAUCACGAGGAGUUUGUUUGCUUCACUGGUUUUGAACUGGAUGGAUACCAGCUCAUUCACUGUCUGCAAGACGGCACUUGGGAGAAACCAAAGGGACGAUGCAUUAAGAACGUUUGCUCUAAACCCCAAGUGCCUGAGGGCAUGACGAUAUACCCAGAGAAAAUGGAGUUUCAAGUAGGAAGUGACAUCAUGCUAUCCUGCUUAGAGAGUGGCACGAGUCCCUCAGGACGUCAAUAUUACACGUGUGGGAAGAGUCUUGUCUGGGAGCCAAACAUCCCACAAGACAUACGCUGCAUAAUUGAUAAACCCUUUGUACCAGACAGCAGCUGUAAACUUGGAGAGAUGCAUGAUGGGACUAAAUGCAUCUGCAUGUCCAAAGAGAGCUGCAGAAACUACAGAGCGGAUCUGUGUGUCUUUGACGCAGACAAGGAGACUGCCAUUAUGAUGUCCCUCUGUGCUUUUCAUGCUGGCCGUUGUCAUGGAGACAGAUUAUACUUUAUGAAUAACGGACCGUGCAAAACCGACGCAGGCAGUCUGGACUGGGCCAAAUUCAGGGCCAGCGUAUCUGAGAAGAGCUCGGUGCGGGAGCCCUGCGGUUUAGACACCUGUUACGAGUGGGAGACCUGCUCAGUAUCGAAUACAUGCGAGUGCAAAAUCCCCAGAGAAUGCGCCAGAGAUGGGAAGCAAAUGUACUGCCUGAAAAUUGUGAGGACGCAAAGCACACGGAGCUUGAGUCUGUGCUUCAUGGCUGCCAUGAAGUGCAGCAAGAUGGAGUUUGAGCUUCUGCAUGAAGGUCCUUGUGCAAGUUCUUAAUUGUGCACCACUUUUGUACACAUUUUCACAGCUGAAAGGCUCACUCGUUAUUGAUUUGUACAGAUAACCCAUUGUUAUAUAGUCACUCACAGCAUGCUAUGCAGUUAUUUUUUUGAGCAAUCAAUGUGGAACAGCACAAAAAAUGUUAUUAGACUUUCUUGUACUUAAACACUCUUUCACCUGUUCAACUGUGUGUCCAAUUAGUGCUUUCUUCCACCUCAGCAUGUGCAGAGACGAAUAAAAGUGAGCUAUUUUUAUGUCGAUUACA